CAUUGGUGCAUAAAAACCGGAAAAGCCAGAGAUUUUUGGCAGCGAAGUAUUGGGAGCGAGCGAGAGAAAGCGAAGCACCCACUCUUUGUUGUUUCUACUUCUUCUCUCGCUUUCUCUUCAAAUCAAUUCAACGAAAUCACUUCCUGUCAUUGACCUAAUGGCUUUUCCUGAUUCCUCUUCUCGCCGCAACAACAACCUCAUCCCUUCCUUCCUCUAUGGCUCCUCCUCCCCCAAAACCCUACCUCUCAACCAGAUCCUCUCCUCCUCCUCCACCGCCGCUGCUGCUCCCUCGAAGCUCAUGAUCCCGGCUCCUAAUGAGAAGAUCGAGAUGUACUCCCCUGCUUUCUACGCCGCCUGCACCGUCGGCGGUAUCCUCAGUUGUGGACUCACUCACAUGACCGUCACUCCUCUUGACCUUGUCAAGUGUAACAUGCAGAUUGACCCUACCAAGUACAAGAGCAUUUCGUCUGGGUUUGGAGUUUUGCUCAAGGAGCAGGGAGUCAAGGGCUUUUUCCGCGGCUGGGUUCCUACCUUGCUCGGUUACAGUGCACAGGGUGCUUGCAAGUUUGGAUUCUAUGAGUUCUUCAAGAAGUACUACUCUGAUAUUGCUGGCCCUGAGUAUGCUACCAAGUACAAGACCUUGAUCUACCUUGCUGGUUCAGCAUCUGCUGAGGUUAUUGCUGAUGUUGCACUUUGCCCCUUUGAGGCUGUGAAGGUCCGCGUCCAAACUCAGCCUGGUUUCGCAAGAGGUCUGUCUGAUGGGCUGCCAAAGUUUGUCAAGGCUGAAGGAACCUUGGGGUUGUACAAGGGAUUGGUGCCUUUGUGGGGACGACAGAUUCCAUACACAAUGAUGAAGUUUGCUUCCUUUGAGACCAUUGUUGAGAUGAUCUAUAAGCAUGCCGUUCCCGUUCCAAAGAGCGAGUGCAGCAAAAAUCUGCAACUCGGUAUCAGUUUCGCUGGUGGAUAUGUUGCUGGUGUAUUUUGUGCAAUUGUGUCUCAUCCUGCUGAUAAUCUUGUCUCUUUUCUCAACAAUGCUCAAGGCGCAACAGUUGGUGAUGCGGUGAAGAAGCUCGGCAUGUGGGGUCUCUUUACCCGUGGUCUUCCUCUCCGUAUUGUCAUGAUCGGAACACUUACUGGAGCCCAAUGGGGAAUCUACGAUGCAUUCAAAGUCUUUGUGGGGCUACCAACUACUGGUGGUGCUGCUCCUGCUGCUCCUGCAAAGGCAUAGAAUGUCCAUGGUGACACUUUUUAGUUUGUUUUAAGAAACUUAGAAAAGCCAGCGAAUAGGGAGCCCAUAAAUAAACUGAGGAUUGCUGAAGUUGCUUGAAUAAUCAAGCUUGGCUGGAUAAUAUUCUUUGCAAGUUUAGACAUACUGUUUCCAAUUUUCUUGUAUUCGCCGAGUAUUUUAAUCUUUUGGUAGGAUGGUUUUGCUCGCAUCCUUCCUGUUGCUGAAAACUUUGUAGCUAGGAAUGAUAUAAUUUUGCAUGUUAGGGUCACACUACAUGCCUCUCUGUCAAACGGGAUUACACAUUUGUUUUCUUGUCUAUGCAACAAGCAUGGACGCAUCUGCAAUGCUUAUGUUGAGAUCAAUUUUUUAUCAA
Messenger RNA from Lotus japonicus, 1601 nucleotides. RefSeq names its product mitochondrial phosphate carrier protein 3, mitochondrial-like. Gene Ontology annotation, cellular component: mitochondrial inner membrane. Bases 158 to 1228 code for a protein of 356 amino acids. Gene Ontology annotation, molecular function: phosphate transmembrane transporter activity. NCBI's taxonomy places the organism in Eukaryota, Viridiplantae, Streptophyta, Magnoliopsida, Fabales, Fabaceae. The transcript is spliced from 6 exons. Gene Ontology annotation, biological process: mitochondrial phosphate ion transmembrane transport. The record is from RefSeq and is a predicted model, not a curated record.